AUGGAACGGAUCUUCAACGCCAAUAGGUGUCCUGAUGAGAGCAGGCUGGCUUACUCAAUGUACAUGUUGGCUGGGGAGGCUGAGCAUUGGUGGGCCAACAUGAAGUUGGUCAUGGAAGAGAAAAGAGAACAAAUCACCUGGGAAGCCUUCAAGAAGAAGUUCCUCUCCGAGUACUUCCCAGAUGGCGUAAGAUACGCUAAGGAGGUGGAGUUCCUCCAGUUGACCCAGGGCAACAAAUCUGUGGUUGAGUAUGCAGAGAGGUUCAAGCAUCUGGGGUGCUUCUACACCAUGCCAUUAGAUGAGGAGUGGCGGUGUAGGAAGUUUGAGAAUGGUCUCCAUGGAGAUAUUAGGUUGAUGGUGGCACCAUUUUCCAUCAAGGACUUUGCAACUUUGGUGGAGAGAGCUCGAGUUAUGGAGAGGAUAAAGGUCGAGGUGGAGGCUCAGCAGAGUCAGCAUCAGCAAAAGGUCGAUGGAUCAUCUGGGUCCACACCUAGAAUAGAGGAGAGGAAGAAACCUUAUGCUAAGCCGUAA
This is a messenger RNA of Vigna unguiculata (cowpea), 531 nucleotides long. RefSeq lists its product as uncharacterized. The record is from RefSeq and is a predicted model, not a curated record. NCBI's taxonomy places the organism in Eukaryota, Viridiplantae, Streptophyta, Magnoliopsida, Fabales, Fabaceae.